Messenger RNA from Tripterygium wilfordii, 2470 nucleotides. RefSeq names its product serine/threonine-protein kinase D6PKL2. Gene Ontology annotation, biological process: protein phosphorylation. Gene Ontology annotation, molecular function: protein serine/threonine kinase activity; ATP binding. NCBI's taxonomy places the organism in Eukaryota, Viridiplantae, Streptophyta, Magnoliopsida, Celastrales, Celastraceae. Gene Ontology annotation, cellular component: nucleus; cytoplasm; plasma membrane. The record is from RefSeq and is a predicted model, not a curated record. The transcript has 2 exons. The coding region runs from base 416 to 1939 and encodes 507 amino acids.
AACGGUCGUGGCCGGAGCUGUUCUGCUGUUCUGAAAUGUGUUUUGUUUUAGAAAAUGUGAAAGGCUUUUGUCGUCCUCGUAAACUGGACUCUCUCUGUCUCUCUCUUUCCAUUGUUUUUUGUCUUGAAGGUGUAACAUUUCUGGGACAGUUCAAGGCAGACAGAGAGAGAAUCAGAAUCCGAACACACUCACACAGUCAUAUUGGGUUUCGCAUUAACAUUUCAAAUUUGAAAGCAGUUUUUACCUUUCCUUCUGAGGACCCUGUGGUCAAGCAAGCUGCCCUCGCUCUCUUUGAACACCUCGGUCACACCCCCCGCGCCCAUCUUGGCCUCGAUCCUCAUUUUUAAACAGACCCACCAAACCCUUGCCUCUCACACGCAUUUCGUCAAACGGUUAGCACGCUCUCACUCAAACGAUGACCAAACCAGAGAAUAGUAGCCUUUCUAUUGACACUGAAUCUCUUGCUAGCUCCCAAGACUUUACUUUAGGUAGCAGUGUUAGUAUUAGCUUAUGUAGCGGUACUGUUUCGGGUUCUGAUAAUAGUGUUAGUACUAGUAAUAAUCUGAGUAAUGUUAGCAAUGCUGGUAGUGAAGUUUACAAGACUAUAGAAGCUACGGAUUGUGCUAUCCAGGAUUCGAAUGAAGCCAGUUUUAGGACUGGGCCGUCAAAACCGCAUAGAGGGAACGACGCUAGAUGGGAUGCAAUACAGCGUGUUCAGGAUAAGAAUGGGGAUUCCGGGUUGGGUUUGGGCCAUUUUAGGUUAUUAAAGAAGCUCGGUUGUGGGGAUAUUGGGAGUGUAUAUCUGGCAGAGUUGAGAGGGAUGGGUUGUUUGUUUGCAAUGAAAAUUAUGGAUAAAGUGAUGCUGGCAGAGAGGAAAAAGUUGGUGAGAGCACAAACAGAGAGGGAGAUUUUGAGUAUAUUGGAUCAUCCAUUUUUGCCAACCCUCUAUUCCCAUUUUGAGACCGAGAAGUUCUCUUGCUUGCUCAUGGAGUUUUGUAGUGGUGGGGAUCUUCAUAUACUCCGGCAGCGCCAACCGGGCAGACAUUUCAUAGAGCAAGCAGCAAGGUUUUAUGCUUCCGAAGUGCUUCUUGCCCUUGAGUAUCUACAUAUGAUGGGUGUGGUGUACAGAGAUUUAAAGCCUGAAAAUGUAUUGGUGAGGGAGGAUGGCCACAUCAUGCUUUCUGAUUUUGAUUUGUCAUUAAGAUGCUGUGUGAGUCCAACUCUUGUUCAGUCCAGUACAGAUCCAUCGUGUAGGAUGACUUCCUACUGUAUUCAACCCGCAUGUAUUGAUCCAGCUUGCAAACUACCGGUUUGUGUAGAGCCUUCUUGUUUGCAGCCAUCUUGCUUCAAGCCUCGAUUUCUCAAGUCCAAAACAGUCAAGGUGAAAAAUGAAAGAACAACUUCUGCAAAUUCGGAUUCAUUCCCGGAACUUGUUGCAGAGCCAACUAGUGCCCGCUCAAUGUCGUUUGUAGGAACACACGAAUAUUUAGCACCUGAGAUAAUAAGAGGGGAUGGUCAUGGGAGUGCAGUUGAUUGGUGGACAUUCGGUGUUUUCUUAUACGAGUUGCUACUUGGUAGAACACCAUUCAAAGGCAGUGGAAACCGGGAGACAUUGUUCAAUGUGGUUGGUCAGCCCCUGAAGUUUCCUGAUGGACUCUCAAUCAGUUUUGCUGCAAAGGAUUUGAUACGGGGUCUGCUAGUAAAGAACCCAGAAAAGAGACUAGGCUUUAAGAGAGGCGCCACCGAGAUCAAACAACAUCCUUUCUUUGAAAGUGUCAAUUGGGCCCUCAUUCGCAGUUCUAACCCCCCAGAAGUUCCAAAACUGGUAGAUAUUUCGUUUCUGAACCAAGCAUUCAAGUCAUCAUCGCCUCAGCAUAACAAGGGAGCUACUGACUCAGAUAGGUCAUCAUGUUCUUACUUAGAUUUUGAAUUUUUCUAAUAAGUUUUGGUGGGAGAAUUCUUCUUAUUCUUAAAAGGACAAAUUCACAUUGAUGCUGUGUAUUCAUGCUCUCAAUGAAAUCUCCUUUUUCCACAAGAAUUUACAGCGCAUCAAUGGUUCAUUGUUUAUGGGAUUCUUCUGGGUUUUAUUAACUCUGUUGAACAGCAUUAUUGGCUCAUAAUUGACUCCAACUCCCACUUGAAACAUUCUAGUUCUUGCAUUGCAAAUACUUUGCAAAACAAAUAAAGUUGCUGCAAACUGGCACCUCGAGACCUUUUCAGAUGCAAUGUUUUGCAUAACCACUUUUGUUUUUUUUUUUCCCGAAUGAUUCUCCUACACUUUAUUUGAAGGUGACCUGUGUCAAAAGAACUGAAACUAUGUAUGCUACUCAUAGAAAAGAACUGCAACUUUUUGGAACUUUGUGCAGGGAAUCUGCUGUGACUGUGAGUGAUGGAAUGACUUGUCCCUCUCAUGUUGAGCUUUGGUUAUUUGGAUUAACUUUAAUGAGAUUCUGCUUGUUUGGAUUGUUUC